Messenger RNA from Triplophysa rosa, 2254 nucleotides. RefSeq names its product shisa like 1a (gene shisal1a). The coding region runs from base 415 to 990 and encodes 191 amino acids. Lineage: Eukaryota; Metazoa; Chordata; Actinopteri; Cypriniformes; Nemacheilidae. The record is from RefSeq and is a predicted model, not a curated record. The transcript is spliced from 6 exons.
CUCGCUCAGCCGCUCUGUCUGCGCGCAGUUUAAGUGCAGGCGCACAACGCGUGGAAGGAAGAGGGCAGAAGUGCUUGUUUCCCCUCCUCUUUACCGCCGUUCAUCUACUCGCACACGACAGUCGGUGACUGUACACUAACUGGAACAGCAGAAUGAGCGUGUACCUGCGUGAGCGCAGCAUACUGCGCUGAGCGGGAGACUCUUUCAAAAUGCUGUAACAUCAGGCAAACUGACUUCAACAGGAAAAAAGACACAAGGAGGUGCAUCCUGAGAAAAUCCCCAACCUGUUGCAGGCUGCUGAGCUUGCAGUAAAGAUUAUGACCACCAGGCACUGAGCAAUGAGUGUGUGUUGACCGCUAAAGCCCCCCACACACACUCUCUCUCCACCCACUGUGUCUUCAUGAGGGCAGAGAGAUGAUCAUGCACGGCCGCUGGUCUUUCAACACACUGGCCGUCAUCUUUAUCCUGCUGUCCACUGCGGCUCUCUCUGCACACUUCAGGGUGUGCGAGCCUUACUCCGACCACAAGGGGCGCUAUCACUUCGGUUUCCACUGCCCUCGACUAUCAGACAACAAGACCUACAUAUUCUGCUGUCACCAUAACAACACGACCUUCAAAUAUUGUUGCAACGAAACCGAGUUUCAGAGUGUGAUGCAGCUCAACCUCACCACCAAUUCAGACGGCUUUACCCACAACAAUUACACUGCCCUCAUUGGUGUGUGGAUUUACGGCUUUUUCGUAAUGGUCCUCCUGGCUUUGGACUUCUUGUACUACUCGGCUAUGAACUACGAGUUGUGCCGGGUCUACCUAGAGAAAUGGGGGCUGGGUGGUCGAUGGCUGAAACAGGCCAGGAGUCAAUGGCACAGCGCAGCUCAGGAGGGAGAACAGAAUGUGGGUUCAAUGCUGGGUCACCACCACCAUCCGAGGCACAGCUUGAGAGGGGAGACACAGAGCCCUACGCUUCUCACCUUCCAAAACUCUACAGCCUAAUAUUCAGCUUUUGAUCCAGUAUGGAUGCGCCAGCAGAAAUUUGGAAGCUCUUGUCUUGGCUCCAUCCACAUUCGUGACUCGGACCGUGAUGUCUACCUCCGACAGAUAUGCUGAAGGACAUUUUCUCUACAUGCUAAAGCUGAGACUGAGCGUCCACCAUUGACAGCUGGACCAAUCAGAUGGCUGUUUGGCAUCUACUACCAGCUGCAUCUACUUUCAAGCAACUGAUGAAAGGACUUUGAUAAAACUGUUGUCUUUUACACCCACUACCUUCCCUUGUCAUUAAGGGUUAGAUGCAGGGAUAAAGACUUUACCGAAAGCUAGAGACGAGACUGUCAACUCCAUGUUACUCUCUAGUAGUCGUCUUGCGUUUGCACUGCUGUGAAGCCAUUGGUCGGCUUAUGUUGAAGUAGAAGAAUAGGAUUAGUUAACUACGGUUACCCAAGAGUUUGAUUUUAAAUCACAUUGCGUGAAAGGAACGUAACCAGCGUCAAAUUUGGUCCUACAGUAUGUCAUAGAAAAUGUGUUGACAAAGUUGUUUGGUUGUGGAUUUAAUUAAACUCAUCUUGUUUCCAGGAAAUUACAUCACCCUUAUACGACACUUUGUAAGACCUUGAAACAUAUGUUACUACUGAAAGUCUAGGUGUGGAAAAUUACUUCUACAGCAAUAGCAAUAGAAACAACUAUUGGGAUACAUCUGUCAUUUAUUGACCUAUGAACCAUACAAUGAAACUUGACUAAGUGGGAUUGCUAAAUGAAGUGUAGAUCUUUAUACACGCAAGACAAAUAUUGUUCACUUCAUUGUAGAAAGACAGACACAUUAUUUCUAUCCCAAUUGAACUUGUGCACUGAGUUGAAACAGUUUAGACAUAGAAAACAUUAGCCACAGUUAGGCUGUGAGUAUUCACCUGCAAUAACACACAGCAUUGUGCUGAGUUGUGUUGUGUAUAGAGGAGAAAUUGUUGUGAUCUUGUUUUAACUAUUUAAGGUGAAUCUAAUAGUUUUCCCCUCAUGGAGGGAAGAGACAUAUGUCAUGUUUUGGAGUAAUAAGUUAUAAUGGUAUAAACUGCCUUAAGGUAAAUCUGUAGUAUGCCUAGCACCUUGUUCUGUGAUAGUGGUUGGUACUUCAGUUGAAGUGUGAUAUGGCCGUCCACCAACUUUUUUCUGUUUUUAUUAUGGGGUUAAAGGUGUGGGUGGGGGAAGUUAAGUUGUAAUUGCACAUGUUAACUUUUUACUGUUGGGAGAAAUAAAGAUUUAUCUUUUG